Empidonax traillii (willow flycatcher) is the source of this 2469-nucleotide messenger RNA. RefSeq names its product deltex E3 ubiquitin ligase 2 (gene DTX2). The transcript is spliced from 11 exons. The coding region runs from base 144 to 2021 and encodes 625 amino acids. NCBI's taxonomy places the organism in Eukaryota, Metazoa, Chordata, Aves, Passeriformes, Tyrannidae. The record is from RefSeq and is a predicted model, not a curated record. Gene Ontology annotation, molecular function: zinc ion binding; ubiquitin protein ligase activity. Gene Ontology annotation, biological process: protein ubiquitination; Notch signaling pathway. Gene Ontology annotation, cellular component: nucleoplasm.
CGCGGGCGCACGCGCGUAGCCGGCGGGAGCGCGCACCGGGAGCGGCGGCGGGGCCCGAGCGGGGUCCUCAGGAGAAAAUGGUGUAAGGCCGGCCAGCCAGCGCAGCUGCCACUUCCAGUCGUGCCCAGAGCUCAGGGAGGAACAUGGCAGCAGCUCAGGGAGCGGGAAGCAGUUCAGCCGGGCCAUCCGGACUCCCCAGUCCUGCCCCGGGGCACGGCAGCAACUCCACGGCAGUGGCGGUGUGGGAAUGGCAGGAUGAAUUUGGCAGGUGGAGGCCGUACCGAGGGAAUGUCUGCAGCUACAUUGAGCAGGUUAUUCAGGCCUCUCAGCAGAAGGGCCGGCGUUCGGGGUCGGGGCUCGUCAGCAGCAUCCCUUUGGGACGUGCGGAUCCCGUCCUGGCUCCCUACGUCAUCGACAUUCCAAGCCUGACGCAGUUCCGGCAGGAUACAGGGACGAUGCGGGCUGUCCGCAGGCACGUCUUCCCGGGGGACUCCGCCGCGGGGCAGGGCAUCGUCUGGGAAUGGCAGAACGACGAAGGCGGGUGGUCCCCGUACGAGAUGAACGUCUGCGUGUUCCUGGAGCAAGCCCGUGCCACCAACCACCAGCGAGUGGACCUGGGACCCUUGGGCUACAACUAUGAGGUUGACCUUGCGGCUCAAGUCCAGACCAACAAGACCACGCGGUUCCACCGCAGCGUCCGGAGGCGCUUGGACGCCCCGUACCCGGUGACGACCUCCCCGGCACCCCUUCACAUGGGGGUGGGUUGUUCUUGCCAGCAGUGCUGGCCCAACAGUGGAACUGGUCCCAUCACCACACGCUACCGCCACUCCAUGGUAAACUUUCCCAACUCUUCCGCUGCUCAUCAGGUUCCCGGUAGGACAGCGUCAGUAAGUUCUUCCAGCGUCGGCUUCGUGCCCUAUAACAAACCGACUUUGACUGGAGCGAGGUCAACACCAAGGCUCAAUGCACAGAGCACCUUGGCUUUGCAGCAAGCUGGGGGCCCCAGCACAGGACUGCCUGCAUCUAACGGAGUCAGUGCCCCAAACCUGCUCGUCAAGAUGCCCAAACCCAGUAAGCUGAACCAGGCCCUGGCAGGCAUGACGGCUAUUCUGAUGUCAGCCGCCGGACUCCCCGUGCACCUCACCCGUGUGCCGCAAGCUGCCAGCACCCAUAGAGCCACUAAAAAACACAGCUCAGUUAAGGAGGGGAGGAAAGUGUCCAAGAAAGGUGGACUCAUAACAUCACUUGCACAAAUGUUUCCUCUCUCAGGCUGGUGGAAGAGCCUGGCAGCCCCCGUGACAGGCCUGAUGACGGCCACACCAACAGAGCCAGAAGCAGUAGUGAAGAAGUACCUGGAAGAGCUGAAGGGCACUCCUGCUGAUGAGGACUGCAUCAUCUGCAUGGAGAAGCUCUCCUCCCCCUCUGGCUACAGUGACAUGUGUGAGUCCAGCACCAUCAGGCCAGAGGCUGUUGGUCGCCUGACAAGCUGCCAGCACUCCUUCCACAUGCUCUGCAUGCUGGCCAUGUACUCCAACGGGAACAAGGAUGGCAGCUUGCAGUGUCCCUCCUGUAAAACCAUCUACGGGGAGAAAACUGGGACCCAGCCCAAAGGGAAGAUGGAAGUCUCCACUUUCCCCCAGUCCCUCCCUGGCCACAAGGACUGUGGGACAAUCCAGAUUGUGUAUCACAUCAGCAGAGGCAUCCAGGGCCCUGAGCACCCCAACCCUGGGAUGCCAUACACGGCCAGAGGCUUUCCUCGCUAUUGCUACCUACCAGACAACGAGAAGGGCAGAAAGGUUCUGGAGCUCCUGAAGGUGGCCUGGAAGAGGCGCCUGAUUUUCACAGUGGGCACCUCCAACACCACCGGCGAGAGCAACACGGUGGUGUGGAACGAGAUCCACCACAAGACCGAGAUGGACUCAAACCUGAGCGGCCACGGCUACCCCGACCCCAACUACCUGGACAAUGUGCUGGCAGAGCUGGCUGCCCAGGGGGUCACUGAGGACUGCUUGGGACAGUGAGCCGUGGGGGCCGGGCUGUGCCGUGCACACCUCGGGGGCCCACCUAGUGCACUUAUUCCUGAUGCCUUAAAGUUCCUGUGUCUGACCACCCGGCACACUGAGCAAUAACAGUUCCGUGGGAGCCCCACCUGCUCUUCACGUUUUUGGGGGAAGGGAAGGAUAUUUUUGUAGAAGCUGCACUUGUGUCUCUGGGUGGGAUUGAUGGCCAUGGCCGGGAGCAGCUGGGACAGCAGUCCUGAGGUGACAGGUCCCCUGGGGAAGGCAGGACCUUCCUCUGGUAAUACUUGGGGACAGGGUGGGGAGAUGGGAGUGCCUUUCUCCCACUAAACCACCUGGAAAACAAAUGAGGGCCUCCCUCUGGUGAACAGCAGCUCCCUGAGGCACCUCUUGCCUCCCUCCUGCCCUGUAUCUCUGCUCAGUCCCAAUAAACUCUUCAUUUCCACAGCCA